CUGAACUAUUAUGUUUUUUAUAGCAAUAUCCGAUAGUACAGUAAUAUUUGGGCAUGUCGCGUAACUUUUCACGAUCAACACUAUUCAUUUUAUUUAUUUUAAUAAUUUCUUUAUCUUUUAAAUAUUCAUCAAUAUUCUGUUCGAAACCAUAUUUCUUAGCUUCUUUAAUUGUAAUAAUAGCACUUGAUGAUGCUUUCUUCCAUUUAUAUUCAACAUAAGUUUCUCCAUCAGUCCCAUCAACCUCAAAUAUACGGAUAAUGUAUUCAAAGUCUUUUUUAGUCGGUCUUUGUUCU
This is a messenger RNA of Rhizophagus irregularis DAOM 181602=DAOM 197198, 293 nucleotides long. The record is from RefSeq and is a predicted model, not a curated record. Lineage: Eukaryota; Fungi; Glomeromycota; Glomeromycetes; Glomerales; Glomeraceae.